This is a messenger RNA of Prosopis cineraria, 1655 nucleotides long. RefSeq names its product probable serine/threonine-protein kinase PBL18. Lineage: Eukaryota; Viridiplantae; Streptophyta; Magnoliopsida; Fabales; Fabaceae. Gene Ontology annotation, biological process: protein phosphorylation. Gene Ontology annotation, molecular function: ATP binding; protein kinase activity. The record is from RefSeq and is a predicted model, not a curated record. Bases 29 to 1456 code for a protein of 475 amino acids. The transcript has 6 exons.
GUUCUUCUCUGAAACGAGAAGGAUAUGAAUGAUGCGGGAGAAUCAUCAGAUCAUUACACAUCAAUCUGGACAUUAUUCUCACAGAGGCCGAACCGUUUUUUCAAGAGGUUACCUUCCUCUUAUGGGAAAUUGCUUUCGACAGCGUCCCAAGGCUGAUAAUACUCUUCCCUCUCACACUUUUUCCGGUGCUACACAAGUUUCUAGUAGAAGCACCCAUUCCUACGCUCAUUCGAGUCCAGUGAAAGGAUACAGUGAUAAAGCUAAACCUCAGACACUCCCCACUCCAAGAUUGGAAGGCGUCAUACUAUCCUCCCCACAUUUGAAAGCCUUCACAUUCAAUGAGCUUAAGGAUAUUACUAGAAACUUUUGUCCUGAUAAUAUGCUUGGAGAAGGGGGAUUUGGUAAAGUCUAUAUGGGGUGGAUUGAUGAACAAACCUUUGGACCUGCAAUGCCUGGGUCUGGAAUGGCUGUAGCUGUAAAGAAGCUCAAGUCUAACGGCUUUCAAGGGCAUAAGGAGUGGCUGUCUGAACUCAUUUAUCUUGGUCAACUUCAUCAUCCAAAUCUUGUCAAACUUUUUGGAUUCUGCCUCGAUGGGGAUAGUCGGCUUCUGGUAUACGAGUACUUGCCCAAAGGCAGCUUGGAGAAUCAUCUAUUUCGCAGGGGUGCACAACCACUUCCUUGGGAAACAAGGAUCAAAGUUGCUAUUGGUGCUGCUCGAGGCCUCACCUUCCUCCAUGACUCUGAACAACAAGUUAUCUACCGUGACUUCAAGGCUUCUAACAUCCUAUUAGAUUCGGAAUUUAAUGCAAAACUCUCAGACUUCGGUUUUGCCAAAGCAGGGCCCACUGGCGAUCGUACUCAUGUUUCCACUCAAGUCCUCGGUACUCAUGGCUAUGCUGCUCCUGAAUAUAUUCUUACAGGUUGGUUGACUGCAAGGUGCGAUGUCUAUGGCUUUGGGGUCGUCCUAUUGGAAUUACUAUCAGGAUGCCGUGCCAUUGAUUCAACAAAAUCCGGAGUUGAACAGAAUCUGGUCGAUUGGGCAAGACCUUAUUUGGGUGAUAGGAGGAAGCUAUUCCGGAUCAUGGACACCAAGUUAGAAGGGCAGUAUCCACAGAGGGCAGCUUAUAAAGCUGCAAUUCUUGCUCUACAGUGCAUCAGUGAGGCCAAAAUCAGACCCCAGAUGUCUGAAGUUCUGGCUGCUCUAGAACAGCUUCCACUUGCCAGAACUUCAGCCGGUUCCUCAUCUAGAUCCAGAGCAGAGAGGAGUCCCUCCUUAAGCCCCGUGGUAGAGCGAGGUCAUACAGACACAUCCUCUUUGGGACAUAAUCAUCAAUCAACAGAGAGAAGGUCUAUCUCCAGUCACUUGACUGAGAGCACUGUAAGAUCCCCUGUCAAAUCUCCCAUAGUACCGCGUAACAAGAGUGGAUAUCCUCUUCAUGUGGAUAUCACAACGUAGAUUCCUUCUUUAAUUUGUGGAUCCUGUUAGGUUUUGUGGUCUACGACUUUUUAAAAUGAAGAUUCACGACUGUGGUCCCAGGCCUAUCAUUGGAAUCAAAAUGCAUAAUCAUAAUCAAGUGAAAUUGCUUCAUGUUUCUGCAUUCUUGCAGCAAGUUUCCAGUGAUAAAGUAAUCUAUCACAAGAACUUCGGUUUAACA